UUAUUGUGUGCGUGAUUCAUUCCGCACUCAGAGAGUGAGUCACUCCCCCUUCCCACCUAUAGUCCCUCCUUCAAAGACCAAAAGUCCACCCUCUCUCUCACAGUCUUCUUCUUUCUUCACCACUAAACCAUACUUCAAAAUGUCAACCAACACGCGACCACGACCCAACAACCUCAACCCCACACCACCACCACCACCCUUCGUCAUCAACAUCCUAGACCAUAACCUCCCUUACGACACCCACAAUCUCUACGACAUUACCCUCGACACCAACACCACCAUCCAAACCCUCCUCACCAUAUCCCCCACCCACGUCGACACCUGGUUCCUCGAAACCCAACGCCUCCACCUCCCUUCCCCCACAACAGUCGGCCUCGACAUCGAAUGGCGCCCUAACUCCCAACGCGGCCAAGACAACCCUACCGCCACUCUCCAACUCUGCAUCAACAACCGCUGCCUCGUUUUCCAGAUCAUCCACUCUCCCUACAUCCCCGAAUCCCUCUUAACCUUCCUCGCUAACCCUAACAACAGAUGCGUUGGCGUUGGAAUCGAAGCAGACGCUGAGAAGCUUCUAGAAGAUUAUAACAUCCACGUCGCCAAUUUCGUUGAUUUGCGCAACCUUGCUGCUGACGUGUUCAAUGAUCGUGAUAUGUUGAGGACUGGUAUUAAAACUUUGGCGCAACGCGUGCUUGGGAAGGUUGUUGAGAAACCGCAGCGGAUUACGAGGAGUAGGUGGGAUAAUCAGUGGCUUAAUGAGGAUCAGGUUAAGUAUGCUACUAUUGAUGCUUAUGUUUCAUUUGAGAUUGGUCGUCGUCUCUAUUCUAAUCGGGUUAUUCUAUGAUUCAUCUGUAACACUGUCGUUUUGCUGCGUUUGCUGUCGUAUUAUCUUUUUAUUUCUUAGCGUUCUUAGUUUUAAGGUUUAAUUUUUAGGGACUUUUUUACUUAUUGUGUUUUUCUCAUUCUGAUGAUUGUUGUUAUUCUGGAUUCAUUAAAGAAAAAUGUUAGGGGGGGACACAUUUGGGGUUUUGCUGUGGGUCUCGUGGAUUGCUUAAGCACAUAUUUGAUUCUACUUUUGAGUCAUCAAAAUGAAUUAUAUUUGAGGGCCUAGUUUUUUAGUACAA
Messenger RNA from Cicer arietinum (chickpea), 1121 nucleotides. Its product is annotated as 3'-5' exonuclease-like. The record is from RefSeq and is a predicted model, not a curated record. Gene Ontology annotation, molecular function: nucleic acid binding; 3'-5' exonuclease activity. Gene Ontology annotation, biological process: nucleobase-containing compound metabolic process. Gene Ontology annotation, cellular component: cytoplasm; nucleus. NCBI's taxonomy places the organism in Eukaryota, Viridiplantae, Streptophyta, Magnoliopsida, Fabales, Fabaceae.